ACGGAGAAGUAGAGGGGGAAUUUAAAGGAGAGAUCAAAAUGGCUACGUCUUUUGUUGCUUCCUCCCUGCAUAUUUUUUAAUUGCCCAGGCACAGUUUCUUGUCUUUUUAGUUAUCCGUGAAACCCUAAAUUUCCUCGCCAAAAUGUCAAUUCAGAAGUCAUCUGUUUUAUGAGUGGCAUGAUUCACCUAUUUGGUUGUUUGCAUAGUAAUAUGAGCACAACAAGAUGAAAUGGCGAUGUAUGUGGUUGCCAAGUACGACUACUCUGCUCAGGGUGCCCAAGAGCUGCCCCUUCGCAAGAAUGAACGGUAUUUGCUGCUAGACGACUCAAAGCACUGGUGGCGAGUCCAAAACACCAGAGGCUUGUCUGGAUACGUGCCGUCAAAUUAUGUCAAAAGGGACAAACCGUCGCUCUUCGAUAGCAUCAAGAAGAAGGUGAAAAAGUCGGGAACCACAGCGGCCCGAACUCUUCCCAACUCACCAGUGGUGGGUCGGCGCUCGACCCAGCAGAUAACCCAGCCCGUGGACCCUGGAGAAGCCCUCGGUUGGGCCUUAGUGCGCUACAACUACCAGGCGCAGCAAGCAGAUGAACUCCCCUUGACCAAGGGCUCCAGGGUGUUGGUGCUAGAGAAGAGCAACGAUGGAUGGUGGCGCGGACAAAAUGCUAACGGCCAACAGGGCUGGUUCCCUAGCAAUUACACUCAGCCCGAUGACUGCUCGUCGUCUCACUCAUUGGAAAGGCCAACUGGCGAUACAGACACGCUGCACACGUACGCCAUGGCCGAGAACGUGCUGGACAUCAUGGUGGCCCUCUACUCUUUUAGCUCGCAAAACGACCAGGAGCUGAGCUUUGAAAAGGGCGACAGACUGGAGAUCCUAGACCGACCAAGAUCUGACCCCGAGUGGUACAAAGCUCGCAGUGCUGCAGGACAGGUGGGGCUGGUUCCGAGAAACUACCUGCAGGAGCUGUCCGAGUACCUUGCGGAGCCGUACCGAGGCGGCCGUUCUUUGGAGCGACCCACAAACGGAAGCCUGCGAGCCGUCAGCCAGGCGUCUCUCGCACACGUCGACAGGCCCCAUUUAGUGGGCAAACCCUGGUACUAUGGGCCUAUCACUCGAGCACACUGUGACACCAUUCUAAACGAAGCCGGCCAAGACGGCGAUUUUCUCAUCCGAGACUCUGAAACGAAUCUGGGCGAUUACUCGGUGUCGCUGAAAGCUCCUGGACGAAACAAGCAUUUCCGGGUGCACGUUGAGGGAGCGCUGUACUGCAUAGGGCAACGCAAAUUCCACACGCUAGACCAGCUUGUGGAUCAUUACCAGCGAGCUCCUAUCUACACCAACAAGCAAGGCGAAAAGCUGUAUCUAGUGAGGCCUCUUCCAAGAGCGCCAAACGGAGGCCCGCCACCCAGCUAAUCCUAGUUUGCUAAGCUAAGUGACUCGUUUUUUUUCUACUCUCCUGUCUUCGGUAGCAAAAGGAAUGUGUUUUGAGCUGUGAAAGCGGCACCGUCGCAGUUCUGCACUGUCCCCUACCUCAAAACAGUUCGGACCAGCAUAGAAAACAUCAAUGCGAAAAAAUACCUUCAGAAUAUGGGUGGCCACGCUGAUUUGAUUUACGCUACUUGAUCAUUAACUAAUUGUGGAAACUUAGGGAUGGUAAAUUGGACAUUUUACUGUCAUUUCAAUUGGUUUCAAUAAAUUUUCUGGUCCAUGUCAGUUGAUAUUUUUAGCAUGAAUGUUGUUCCCGGUGGUCAACUGAAAGGGAUUGGCUAUGAGGGGCUUAAAAUUGAGUUUAUUGAUUAAAUUUUCAUAUCAGAUUGAUGAUUUAAUUUUUGUAAAUUAACACCAUCUCUUGAGGACACCAAUGUUUUCAUUGCAUUUCAUACUUGUGCAUUUCCCUUCCGGUCAUCUGAACAAUGAAACGAUAUUCGACUGCGAUAUUUGUCCUAUGAUUGGUUAAGCAAAGCAAUGCAUGUACAAAUCAAUUUUACAAAGUAAUCGUUAAUGCUGUCUAUAAUGUUAGUUUUUAUACUUAAAAAGUUUUACAUUAAGAAUUCCGCGUGCAUACAUAUUACAGAUUAAAAUGGUGCCACACGUUCUGAAGGUAUUUGCUCGGCAGCCGAGAAAAAAUAAUGUAAAGCGAUCGAAGGUGUAGUCAUUGUACGCGGCAGCAGUCAUUCACGAUUUGUCUCGUUCUAGUCUGAUUUUACUGUUUUGGUCGAAGCUGUUGUUUUGACUGCGCGCAAAUUUUCCAAGUGAUCCAGCUGCGUCGGCUAAUAAUGCGAUGCCAUGCGAAGUGUACGAGAGACAAAAAUAAUAUCAAUAGGGAAUGGAAACAGGUUGAGGUGAAAAUGGCAAGGCAUCAUUCCAUAGUGCGUCACUUUUAUUUGAAUUAAAAGGGCUGAAGGCGAUCAAAAUGCUCAAAGAGAAUUAAAAGUAAACAAAGAAUGGCUUAAGGACUGAAUGUGUUUUCCAAGCCCGACUUUUAUAUAACAGAUUAAAUUCGAAUCUUGUAAAUACCUUGGAUUUUGACACGAUUGAUUUUCACCGUAUAGCUGCUUGCCAUAUCGUACUCUCCAUAAUUAUUACAUUGUACUAGCUAGAUGCGAUCCAAUUCUCACAACUCGUCCCCUGGUUUUUAUGAUGAAACGAAACGAUCUUCCCGUUUUUGAAAAUUUUGAUGUUCGUUCGUCACUCGCACAGAGUCUCAAUCAAUAUAUUAUUAUCAUUUUGGGUGAUUUUAGGGGACAUGACAGAGGACAAAAUUUAAGAGCCCUGGAUUAAUGAAUAAAAUAUAAACACAGCUGCUGCCAUGUGAAACGAAACUGAGGAAAUGGUCCAAGUGUUGCAUCAACACGCACAGCCAAAAACUGCAGUUUCGCCAGCGGCAAAAAUUACAUGUUUCGUGCUAGGAGUUUUCUUUUUAAUUUUAACAUUUUACAUAUAUACGAUUGUUAACAAGUUACUUCCAAAGUGCAUCACGAAAAUUGUCAUUAUUUUAGCGCUUAAGUCUCGAUUUUGCAUGAUGUGUAUGAUUGAAAUUAACGUCAUAUAUGAUUGAUUAAUUUUUUGUGAUUUAUAUACAACAAGCAUUUCCCAUCACCACAAACUUUCGUGUUAGAUCAAAUGGAUUAAAUUGUGAGAGUAAAAGUGUUCUAUUGUAUGUAUUAAACCUUAAAUACGACAUCCUCAUUUCUUUUCAACUUGAAAACUGUGUACGAUUAUAUUAUUUAUUAUAGCUUUCAUGUAUAAAAAUACUCUUCUAUAAGGAA
Cloeon dipterum is the source of this 3270-nucleotide messenger RNA. RefSeq names its product SH2/SH3 adaptor protein dock (gene dock). The record is from RefSeq and is a predicted model, not a curated record. The transcript has 7 exons. Gene Ontology annotation, molecular function: receptor tyrosine kinase binding; signaling adaptor activity. Lineage: Eukaryota; Metazoa; Arthropoda; Insecta; Ephemeroptera; Baetidae. Gene Ontology annotation, biological process: signal transduction; cell migration. Bases 230 to 1414 code for a protein of 394 amino acids.